Anastrepha obliqua is the source of this 756-nucleotide messenger RNA. RefSeq names its product DNA topoisomerase 1. NCBI's taxonomy places the organism in Eukaryota, Metazoa, Arthropoda, Insecta, Diptera, Tephritidae. The transcript has a single exon. The coding region runs from base 1 to 756 and encodes 251 amino acids. The record is from RefSeq and is a predicted model, not a curated record.
AUGCGUCGUCACCUAAAAGUCUUACUGCUGUUCGCCCUCUUGGUCACCUUUGUGACCGCGAAGAAGAAGGAAGAGAAGGAGGAGUCCUCCGAAGAGAAGGAAGAGGAGGGCAAGAAGUAUCACAAGGAGGAACAUAAGGAGAAGAAGCACAAGGGUGAUAAGGGCCAUAAGGAGCAUAAGGAUUGGGAGGAGGGCGAGAAGAAGCAUCAUGAGCAGGAAGACCAUGAACAUAAGUACGGCAAUAAAGGAGGCAAAAAGAAGAAGUACUAUGAUGAGGAGGAGGAAUAUGGUGAGAAAAAAGAACAUGGCGAGCAUAAGAAGGGUGGCAAGCAUCAUCACAAGAAGAAGCACAAAAAGGGCCACAAAGAGUUGGAAUAUCAUAAGAAAUUCAAUAAGGAUGAGUAUAAGAAGGAAAAGAAAUUCUACGAUGAUGAGCAUAAAGCCGGACAUCAUAAGAAAUACGGUAAGGAUCACAAGCAUGAUGAAGCAGAGGAGGGUGGCCACAAGAAGGGCGAACACUAUGAAGCGGGCAAGAAGAAAGGACACAAGCAGCACAAAGAACACUAUCAAAAGGGCCACAAAGAUGAGGAUGAGAAGAAAUACAAGAAGAAGCAUAAGCAUGGCGAACAUCAUGAGGAGCAUGAGGAGUAUGGUAAAAAGGGGGAGAAGAAGGAGAAACAUAAGGAGGGUCACAAGAAGGAAAGUAAGAAGGAAAAGGAGAAGAAGAGUAAAAAGGAGGAGGAAAGCAAGAAUUGA